UGCAGCGCCAACCAACCAAUGCAACGCCUAUUUUUGGCGGCGGCGCGUAUGGUUCGGCGGCAACCAAGCAAAUAGCAAUUUCUUUUUGUUCCAUCUGUGAUUAUGUUAUGCAGCGGCUCACGUAGAGGUUUGGCGUCGCCUUGGCUGCUAAGCUCGUAGCUAGCCGCCAUACUCUACCUGCGUAUGCCCUCUUCCUUUCUCACAUUUCCUUUCUUUCUCUUCUUUUUCUAUACAUUUCUUUUUCUGUCACAUCCAUUGCUUUGUUCUUGUCGUGGUGAUCCGCAGGACGCAUUCAUUCAUUCAUUCUGUCCUGCUCGCCUGACCCGUUCCUUUCCUUUGUCCGUAUCACGAACAUAACGACCAGCAUUCACCGCCACCACAACAACAAUUAAUCACGCUGUUAAAACAUCACAGCGAAUUCCGUAACGAGUUUCAUUAUCUGUCAACGUCUCCUUCGUCUUCUCCAGCGCAGGCCGCAACACACACACACUCUAUCUCAACACCAUCCACUUACAACUGCCAAGAUCACCACUUUCACCAUGAGACUCACCACCGCCACUUUCCUCGCCGCUCUGGCGUCCACGGCGGCCGCAAUCCCCGCCUUCCAGAUUCAAGCAUCCGAAACAUGCGCAGCACAAGGUCUCGAAGGAUGUCCAGCCGGUCUCCCAUCCACAUUCUGCUGCGCAAAGGGCUAUAGCUGCCACGCCCUCGCCGGCAACUCAACCGCCCUCUGCUGCCCUUCAGGCCAGGACUGCGCCGCCAUCCUCGCAAUCACCUGCGACAUCACCCAGCAAGACGUAAGCCUGCACGGCGACGCCCCCAUCAAGACCGUCGCCCUCGAUGCCACACUUACAAAGUGCGGCCCCGACGCCUGCUGCCCAUUCGGCUACUCCUGCGCCAACAAGGACGGCGACGCAAGCUGCAUCCUGAACAAGGACCAAUCGACCGCUCCCGACUCCAAGCUCAUGCCGACGAAGUUCUCCUCCGCGCCGCCAACCUCAUCCCCUACAUCCCCCGCUACCAGCAGCACCGACAACCCAGCCGCCGCAACCUCCGCACCGCCUAUCCAAGGCGGCAUCGCCAACCCAGAGCUCGUCUCCAUCAUUGGCGGCGCAGCCGGCGGCGUCUUCCUCCUCAUCGUCAUCACCACCCUCGCAUGCUGCUGCAUCCGACGCCGCCGUCGCCGCCGCCAACAGGCCGGCCCUCGCAACGACAUCAGCUAUCCCAUCCCCCAGCCCGCCGCUAGCAUCCACACCGACUUCUACGAGACUAAGGAGCUCCCCGGGUCGUCGUCCAACUCGGUAGCUGGCCUCCGCAGCCCCGGCAUGCAGUCGUCCAUCAGCCAGCAGCCCAUCAACAGGCACUACGCCAGUCCUGUCCCCGAGCUCGACGACCACCGCAGCCAGUUCCGGGACCCGGAGGACGACCCUCGCAACCCCUUUGGCCAGCGCUACUCGUACGCAGAUACUCGUCGCGGCUCUGGUAGCAAUCAGUCGGCUGAUGAGCUGCGCACGGGUCAAGUUGGUGCUGCGAGGGUUGCGCCCAUUCGCCAGAUGAAGGCGUCGAGCAUUAUCUCGCGCAAGGCUGUGCCGUCGGCAAUCCACCGUGAGCCAAGUACGGAGAGUAUCGAGAUUGGUGUGUCGGCAGAGACCUUGACGGUCCCUAAUAGCUUGCGUGUCCCGGGGAGCGGUACUCUUAACAGGAGCGAGUUCUACUCUAGUGAACGCAACACGACCAUGUCGGGCAUGAUGGAGGAGGCUGGUCUGAGAGACGUGGCGCAUGGAAAAGCCUAUGUUCCUCAGUAGAUGGAUAGAUAAGACGCGCAAGGAUUACAGAACUACUUUCACGUUUUUGACAUGAUGGAUGGAGGACGACUACGUACAUCAUUCCAUCUGGAUAGACCUUUUGCAUUUGAACAUUGGCGCAUUAGUUUCGCCUUGGCGUAAUAAUAUAUACAAGUUUGUUUGUUUUUGGCUUCAAAUCACAAGUUCCUGAUAAUUUUGGUGCAACGUGUAAAGAUGUGAAAAACAGAAGACUAUAAGUGGUAUUAUGUUCAGCCAGCUAAGCUCAAGGCGCUGUACGCCAGUAUAGGUAAAAUACACGCUAGAUAAUGCAAUGAUAUAAAAAAAGACGUUCGUGCAAAUGUUUUCUGUCAGUUUACAUGACCACACACUUCUUGUCCUUUGGUGCUGUUGUUGGCGACACAUCUGCCCAAUCGUGAUCCUCAGAGCCAGCAACUGCCUUGCCCUUCUUCGACUUCGGCCGCCAGCCCUUCUUACGUGCGUCGUGCAUGUUCUUAGCCGCGCUGCGCUCUGCUCUGCUGGGCUUUCGGCUCACACCUAAGGAUUGGCGGCUUCCUGUUGGCGGCGAAGAGAGCCAAGCGGGAACCAAACUGCCUCGUCGCUCGGAUUGCUGCCGUUGUUCCUGAGAGGCCGCCACGUCCGCUGCAGAGUAGAUAGGCUGUACAACUGUUGACCUUUGUCCGGGAUUGAAGGGAAUAUUGGCACGCGGUCGGCGUGGAACUGGGGCUAGCAUAGCAUCUCCUGUUGAUGACGCCAUCCGUCCCUUUUCAGAGUCGUAUGCUCCAGAGACGCCACUCGGAGUACUAAUAAUCAGAGGUCGGUCUUCGUUGGGAUUUAGUGUCGGUUCAUCCUCCAAGGUUCCGCUGGGUGAUGUGACAUAGUUGGCUGCGUGCCAAGCUGCAAUCGUCUCAGAAGGACCUACAUGCCACUGCGAUGAUGAUUGGUAAGCCUGGCUCCGUGGGCUGAGCCCUAAUGUGGAAUGUCUGUUGAGGCGGGCAAGCUGUUCAGAACUAGGUGCUGGCGGUAGUGAUGCAGCAGUAUCAUCCACGACAGCUCUACCACCAACAGGGGAUAUCGGGUUCGUUGAGCCAGUUUGCGAGCCACUCGAGGAAGGUUGGGGAUUCUCCGGAGCCCGUGGCCAUGUCUGAGCAGUGGCUAAGCCGCGGAAAGGUCCCGAGAGGGUGCUGCCCAGAGGCGAGAUAUCGUUGGGUGAUAUAUCAACGUCUACUGACGGACGGACUGGCCGUCUCUUGAUCACAGGCUGGUUGCCUGAUGCCUGACGGCUAGAAGGCUGGCUCAUUGAUGCGUUGCUUGCUCGGCGAAGUAUGGGCAGACCACCGGUUGCGCUGGUUAGAACAGGAGACUCAGGCUGAUGUUGUUGCUGCUCCGUGUCAAUAACUGCGCUUGAAUCGGUAUCAGGGACAUCCACAGAUGUAGAGCCGCCGGCAAAGGGUUGAAAGGAUGCCUGCGCUAAUGAAGGACUAGACUUGGGUCGUGAAAAAUCCUCAGGGCGUGGACGGGCACUAUAGGUCGUGGAGUCGCUGCCUGUUCGUUGCCUUGAUUGUCGUCGCUGUAGGUAUGACGAGCUUGUAGAUGCCAGCGUGUUGGACCGUGUCAGCAUGGAGUUUGCUUGGAGUGGUGGUGACGCCAGCGGUGCUACAGCAGGGCCUCGCAAAAACGGUGGUAAAUCUCCAGGAUCAUCAGCUUGGUAAGGGGGCGGAGGAGGAACCCAGUUGUCUCCAUCUGCUGGAUGGGGAUGCUCACGACGACCAUCAGCACGUCUGUAUUCAAUGGGGCGGCCAUCAGCUGUGCGUGGAUUCCUUGCACGAUUCACCGCGGCGGCAGUAGCAGCGCGGCGAAGGGUCGUUGUAGAUCGUGGGCUAGCAUGCGCAUAAGGGGCGUCCAGAGCUUCCAUGGCAGCAAUAGAGAGCCCACCCUCAGCCUCCUCUUCUUCCUCAACAGCCGCGGGCUGUGAUAGAGGGUUCUGCCCCAUACGGCGCGGGAUAAGGGGAUCAUCUUCUGGUUCUUCUGGUAGUGGUACGGAGACUGUAGCGCUAGCAGUAGUAGCAGCUCGCAACAAUGGGUUGUUGUUUCGGCGUUGUGCCACAGUACGGCGCCGGACAAUGGCAACUUCGGUUUCCAGGUCUCGCUUCUCUUCUUCGAGAGAUUCAGCCUCAUCGGACCCUAACUCGAUGGAAAUUUCGCGGCGUUGACCAUCUGAAAAGCCAAAGUCAAAGUCAAUGAGGACGAUUCGGCCGCCGUCCACAAAGUCCAUGUCUUCUUCAUCAGUGGCCAGAACGGGGCCAGAAACCCCGCGGGCAGUAGCAAUCAAUCGCUCCUUGAGCGACGAUCCACCGUAGCCUUCCACCCAGUUAAGGUUACUUAGACCAGGCAACUCUGAAACCUUGCAGCCGGUAACAAUGUUGUUACGCUGUUUGUCGCACAGGACUUGCCACUGAGGCAUUCUGUUUCCCGGUUCAGGUGCGUUUCUGCUUCUAGAAGAGCUGUUACGUGAUAUAUUGCUGUGCUGGCUGCUAUGUCGUCCAAGAGCAGCAGACACACUUAGAUGGUCACCAUUGGAUGCAGCACCGCCAGGAAUGGCAUCCAGGUCUUCAGGGAUGCCGUAAAUCCAGACCUCUUUGCCAUCAAAGCCCGCAGCAGCAAGCUGUUUCUGAUAUGUGGUUGCCGGAAGAGUGCAAGGAAGCAAGGUAGCUGUGGAUGCAUCCUUUGGUUCCGGCCCGGUAAAGUACGUAGUGCCGUUGCGUAAAUCUUCGAUGCGUAUCGCACGGAAGGCUUCAAAACUGCGGUCGUAAGUAAAGGCCCAGGUGGCCUCCUCAAAAGUGCCGUUCUGUAAGAGGACAGCGUGACUCGAAUCGUGGCUCGUAUUGGGAAAGAGAAUCGAUGUCGUCCACAUGGAUGCAAUGUUUCCUUCAGAAAGCAGGUUACCUGGGUCAAAGUAGGGCGCUGUAAUCACGACGGUACAAGGGGAGGUAGUAUGGACUGUUGUUCCAAGGAGUUGUGUUCCGUCAAAAGAAAAUGCUAGUGAAUCGACUGGAUCACACUUUACGGCUCGUCGGUCGGUGGGCAUGGCACCAGCAACAAGAGACGAGACCUCGAUGCCGUGGUCGUAUGCAAUGGCGAGAACCGAUCCGCAGGCAGACAGGGCAAUGGCACGGGGUUUUGUAUCGAGAAUCAUGGUAGGUUUCUUUUUACUUCGGCGGCAAACAGUCGCCUCAACUGAUCGAGAUUGCUUUGUUGUGAGGGGGGUAGAGAUAGAUGGCUGGCGGCGUAGGACGGGCACCGCCGUAAGUGAAGUUCGUAGAGGGACGGCUGGGACGAGGCCCUCCGCCAUUGUCGGUUUAAUAGAGUAAGACAAGCGAAGCCUUCAGGACCAGCAGACUUUAAAAUCCUAGAGAUAUGGUUAGCAAAUUGCGAUGGAGAGCUACCAACCUGCGCACGGAUGAUUUGGGGGCGCUGGUGGACAAACUGUUGGAUGAUUUCGUCGGGAAGCUGCUCAAAGGGAUCUACCAGCGGCGGCAGCUUUUCAUCGCGCGUCGACGGCGCUGCGAAUUCAUCUGAAGCCAUUCCGGCAGCUAUGAAGGGUUGAUAUUGCGAGGGUGGGCGGUGCUAUUCAUUGGCGAUGUUGGGGCGAACGAGGCUGUGCGAAGCUACGUCGUCGGGGUUGGAUGGGAACUUGCUGCGUGGUGCUAUGAAGACUGUCCCAUGGCCCGCGGAUGCUGGAAACGGGAUACUGAUGCGUCUGGCGUGUGUUAAAAUGUGCACAGAAGAAUAUUUGGUCGAAGCUGGAGACGGAUGAUGUUGUCAGCAGGCCAUGAAGAUGUUUGUGUUUGUGUGCAAGGGAAAAUGGUGAUGCGGCUGGAGAUGCAAGUUGGGAAAAGGUCAGGGCGGCCACGAAGCGUGAAAGCCGGGGGCGAUGUUCUUGGGGGCGCU
Molecule: messenger RNA, 5753 nt
Organism: [Torrubiella] hemipterigena
Lineage: Eukaryota; Fungi; Ascomycota; Sordariomycetes; Hypocreales; Clavicipitaceae
Source: the annotation of a GenBank genome assembly